CCUGUCUUAUAUCACUAAAUUCUUGUCUCUUUUCAAAGGUAAAAAUGCCAUUUUCAGAGCUGUGGUCAAAGGUGUCCCAGCUCCUGAGGUGAAAUGGUCGCGUAUGCGGAAAGGAAUGGAUGAUCCUGCCAAAUACGAAAUGUCCUUCAAUAGUGCUACAAAUGAAUUCAUUCUGCAGAUCAAGAGCCUGGUUCUGGAUGACAGUGAUUUGUAUCGCUGCUGUGCUGUCAAUGCCUACGGAGAGGCCUCGUGCUGUGCUGGCCUCAGGAUCCUCCAAGUUGGCUUUAAGAGGAAGGCGAAAUAUGUUCCUGUUCAUGCUGCUGAUGAGCUCAAGAAGACACUCCUGGACUCCAAGAAACUGCUGAGGAAGAGGGUUGCAGCACCAAAACCAAAGCCCCUGGACAAAGAAGCUGUGUGGCAGCUGUUGCUGCAUGCAGAUAAGAGAGAUUAUGAGAAAAUCUGUAUGAAAUACGGAAUUGUGGACUUCCGUGGGAUGCUAAGGAAGCUGCAGGAGAUGAGGAAGGACACAGAGACUGAACAAGACAAGUUAAUUCACAAUCUCAAAAACUUUGAACACAUCAAAGUCAAUAAGGAGGGAAAUGCUACGUUCAGCCUGGAGAUGGAGCUGAAAAACAGCAACAGCAACGUUUACCUGCUCAAGGAUGGCGAGCGGCUCCGCUACGGGACAGGGGACGAGUACAGGAAGCACUGCCUGAGGAGAGUUGGCAGGAGGUACUACUUCACUGUCAAUGAUGUGCAGCCAGAGGAUGCAGGGGUGUACCAGGUCAGGGUGGAGGACGUCCCUAUCUUCUCAACUGAACUGGAUGCUCAAGCCAUCCCGGUGCGGUUCCGGCAGCCGCUCUCGGACGUGCGUUGUGCCGAGGCCGCGGACGCCGAGUUCCAGUGUGAGCUGUGCACGCCCUGCCACGAGCCCAUGUGGCUGCACAAGAGCCACCCCCUCCAGGCCAGUGACAAGCACCAGAUGUCUGUGACUCCUGAUGGCCUGACCCACAAGCUGACUGUCAGGAACGUGGGGCCCUCGGACAGCGGGCUGUACACGCUCGAUGCGGGACAGGGCUCCUCCAGCGCAUGGCUCCUCGUGGAGUAUGCCAAAGGAAAGAGGAGACAGGAUGAAGGAGAAAAGAUUGAAAGGGAAACAUCUGAGUGGCUGAAAGAAACAAUGGCAGACAACGAAAGGGCGAGGAAGCUUCGGCGCCAAGAACAAGCUGCUGCUGAAGAUCAUUCUUCCUUUUCCACAUCCUCUGGUGUGCAGAAAAGUGGCUGGUACAGAACUGGUCAAGGCAGCAGCCAAGACAGGGGCCAAGGACACUCCAUUGGUUCUGAUGAUGGAAGCCAAAGAUUUUUGGGGAAAGAGGGGCUACGCAAAACCCACAUAAAUGGAGAGGUGGGGUCUGGGCAGUUUUCUGGAGCAGGUCUAGAUAGAGACUCAGCAGCCAAUGAUGGCAGCAUCUUUGGACUAAAAGGCUUAGAAGGCAAAAGGUUAAGGCCUGUCCAUAGUGUGGACUCUGUGUCAGGCAGAGCAGGUCCUGGUGUGGCAGGAGAGGCAGGCGAAUGGAAUUCUGUGGAUGGCAGAGGUGAAGGUGUGCUGGGUGUUGCUAACAUUGACAUGGAUGAUGGAGAAGGUUUGGGCUCUCAGCGUGACAAGGAUGGGAAUUUAGGUGAUGCCAGUUACAGAGCUGGUUUUGGGGAUGCUGGGAGGUUGGUGGGAGCCAGUGUGAGUGAUCUGUUCAGCAGGACUGUUCCAGGAACUGGAGCUGGAGGGAAUGCUACAAGUGCUGGAAUGGAAGGAAGAAUGAGGUCCCACCACAGCAAGGAUGGACAUCCCAGUGUGGGUGAUGUGAACGGAGCAGAUAUAAACAGAGAGGGACAAACAGGGACUCCCUAUGGCAAAGAUGGCCUGACACCUCAUGCCAGUGGUCAGUUAGGGCAGACAGGAAGAUAUGGCUCACUAUAUGGGCCAGGAGGCCUUCCAGGUGGAGAUGGAGCUAUACCUGGUGCUGGUGGCAGUUCCACAGGAGAAAUGGUGGCUUUGUAUGGUCCAGAUGGUCAGGCACUGGGAGCAGGUGCUGGCGCUGCUGGUGGAGCUGGUGCAGGGGGAUUUGGACCUCCCUAUGGAAAGGAUGGGGCAUUUGGAGUUCCCUAUGGAAAGGAUGGUCUCCCAGCUGGGGCUGGUUUUGGUGGUGUUGGUGCAGGGGGAUUUGGGUAUCCAUGUGGAAAAGAUGGUCUCCCUGCUAAAUCAGGUGUUGGUGGAGCUGCAGGUGGUGGUUUUGGAGGUUCAGGAUCUCCUUAUGGAAUGGAUGGUUCCCCAGCUGGAGCAGGUGCUGGUGGGUCUGGUGGUACAGGGGGACUUGGAUCUCCCUAUGAAAAGGAUGGUCUCCCAGCUGAAGCAGGUGCUGGUGCAGGUGUUGCUGGUAGUGCUGGUGCAGGGGGAUUUGGAUCUCCAUAUGGAAAGGAUGGUCUCCCAGUUGGAGCAGGUGCAGGGAGAGUUGGGGGCCCCUAUGGAAAGGAUGGUCUCCCAGCUGGGGCAGGUGCAGUGGGAUUUGGAUCUCCCUAUGGAAAGGAUGGUCUCCCAGCCGGGGCUGGUUUUGAUGGUGUUGGUGCACGGGGAUUUGGAGCGCCCUAUGGGAAGGAUGGUUUUCCCAUUGGAGCAGGUGUUGGUGGGGCUGGUGGAACAGGGGGACUUGGAUCUCCCUAUGGAAAGGAUGGUCUCCCAGUUGGGGCUGGUGGUGCUGGUGCAGGAGGACUUGGAGAAGCUUUGUAUGGUCCAGAUGGUCGGCCACUGGGAGCAGGUGGUGGUGCUGGUGUAGGGGGAUUUGGAGUUCCCUAUGGAAAGGAUGUUGGAGCUGGUGUUAGUGGUACAGGGGGACUUGCAUCUCCCUAUGGAGAGGAUGGUCUCCCAGCUGGGGCUGGUGGUGCUGGUGCAGGAGGACUUGGAGAGGCUUUGUAUGGUCCAGAUGGUCGUCCACUUGGAGCAGGUGUUGAUGGGGCUGGUUCUGCAAGUGCUGGGGGAAUUGGAGGUCCCUAUGGAAAGGAUGGUCUCCCAGUUGGAGCAGGUGUAGGAGGAGUUGGGGGUCCCUAUGGAAAGGAUGGUCUCCCAGUUGGGGCUGUGGCAGGAGCUGCUCAUUUUCCUCUUGGAGCUGAGGAAGUGAUGGGAUCUGGCCAUGGCAUGGAUGCCAUGCUGAGCAGAGCUCCAGGAUAUACAGGAGGAGAGGGCUUUUCUGGGGAAGGCCCUGCACUGUGGAGUGCAGGGUCUCCCUAUGGCAAGGACAGAGGGUCAGCUGUAGCCAUGGCUGGUACAGGUGGGGUUGGGAGGUUGGGAGGGGAUGAAUGGGGCUCAGUCAGUGGUAAAGGAGGUGUGGGAGGUGCUGGUGGACUACAUGGUGAAUAUGGGCUGGAUGCACAUCUUGGCAGAUCUUUGAGAGGUGAAACUGGAAAGGGCACUGCCGGUGAUGUCAGAGGUUCAGCUGGUGACGCAGGGUCUCUGUCAGGUCCAGGAGGAGCCAGGGGAGAGGGCAGAGAUUUCAGACAGUUGGGCUCCAUUUAUGGCACAAAUUCUGCCUUUGGAGAGGCAGGGAUUAAAUCCCAUGACAGAUCUGUUGAUGGGAGUAGUUCAAGUGGGUUUGGCCAAGGUCCACUAAGUUAUGGCCAGAUGUCAGGUCCUUGUGGUGGACCUCCAUCAGAAAACCAGAAAAACCAGGAACCUGACCUGGAUCUUAAAGCAAAUGAUUCCCUGAAGAACACAGAAAGCACAGGACAAAAGAGACGGAGUGUCCUGGAUGAUCUCAAAGUCCCACGCUGUUACCUCAACAAGCAGCUGGCAACUGUGCGAGUGCUGAAGGGAGACCCAGCUGAGCUGUCCUGCACUGUCAGCAAGGACAACGUGACAGGAACCUGGUUUAAGGAUGGCCUAAAGUUAACAAGCAUGGAUGGAGUUGUCUUUGAAAAGAAAGGUCUUGUCCACAAACUGAUAAUUAACAAAGCAGAAGAUAUUCAUGCUGGGAAAUACAGGUUUGAAGGUGGAGAUGUAAAAACUGAAGCUUCAAUUUUUGUUGAAGAUCCUCCCCAGGUGGACAAAGUCCUCCUCAAGAACUUGACCAGUGUCCCCACGGUAGCCAAGGCUGGGGAGUGUGUGAAGCUGCGGAUCCCGUUUGAGGGCCGGGGCCCCAUCAGGGCAGCAUGGCUGAAGGACGGGAUGGAGCUGGGGAAUGACACCAGGAUCCGUGUGGACAAGACAGACACCUGCACCACGCUGUCCAUCUCCAGCUGUGACAGGAAGGACUGUGGGGAUUACAAAGUCAGGCUCAAGAACGACAGUGGUGUCCUGGAGAUCAACCUAAAGCUCAUGGUGAUAGACAAGCCACAGCCCCCAGCAGGACCCAUCAAAAUUGUAGAAAGGUCUGCCAACAAUAUCACAAUCCAGUGGAAGCCCCCAAAGGACGAUGGGGGCAAACCAGUGCAAAGGUACCUUAUAGAGAGGCAGCAGAUGGGCAGGAACGACUGGGAGACUUUGGGAGAAACCCCCAGGAGCUGCACCAGCUUCACCACAAGCAAAGUGGAGGAAGAGAUGAGCUACUACUUCAGGGUGAGGGCCGUGAAUGCCGAGGGAGUGAGCGACGCACUGGAGUCAGAGGAAGUGAAGGCUGCCAGUAAAGCAUCCCCUGGUGCCCCAGAUCCUCCGGAGAUCAUCAGUACCAGCAGGGACACCAUCACCAUAUCCUGGAAAGCUCCCCGUAAAACCGGCGCUUCCCAAAUUCUGGGAUACAUUGUUCAGAAACGUAAGAAGGGCACCGUGACCUGGCUGCCAGUCACCAAUGUGCCUGUCAAAGACAAGAAGCUGAAGGUGCCCAGCCUCAAGAAGGGUGUGCAGUACGAGUUCCGUGUGGCAGCUGUCAAUGCUGCUGGUACAGGACAGCCCAGUGACCCCUCUGAGCCCGCCUUUGCCCGGGACCCCACCAAAUCUCCAGGCCAAGUGCAAGAUCUUAAAGUGAGCACCAGUGACGGCACCAGUGUCACCUUGACAUGGAACAAACCUGAAGUACAAAAUGGGAAUGAAGUGAAAGGCUACGAGGUGGAGAUGAGGCCCUGUAACAGCCUGAGCUGGACCAAGUGCUUCACCCUCCCUGCAGAGAGCACCUCGUGCAGGGUCCAGGGCCUCCAGCCCAGGGAGAAGCUGUUCCUGCGUGUCAGGGCCCUCGGCGACAGCGGCCCCGGGGAGCCCUCAGAGCUCGAGGCUUGUGCUGGAGCUGCUGCUGCUGUGGUCUCUCCCAGGUUACUGAUAGAUGACACAGUGAAAAGCUUCCUGCUUAUAAAAGCAGGGAAUCCCAUCCGGGUGAAGAUUCCCUUUGAGGGAUCUCCUGAGCCGGUGGUGACCUGGUUAAAGGAUGGGCUCCCCCUUCCCAGCCAGGCUGUUGUGAGCACCGAGGAUGGGAGCACCCAGCUGCUGCUCAGGGCAGCCGAGUUCAGUGACAGCGGCACCUACACUGUGCAGCUUGGGGACGAGCUGGGGAAAAGGGAAACCUUCAGCUUCCAGGUUCAGAUUGCAGAUAUCCCUCAGCCCCCUGGAGCCAUCUGGCUAGAGGAGAAUGUUCCCAACACAGUCACAGUGACCUGGGACCCCUCAGCAUCCGAGCAGUGGGACAAGAACCUGUACUACACAGUCCUGAAACGGGAAUCCUCAAAGGGUCUGUGGCACGUGCUAGGGGACCUGAUCUACAACAACAAGUUCACCUUCACCAGGGUGCUCCCAGGCAGGGAUUAUUACUUCAGGGUUGUGGCAAAAAAUGACCUGGGAGCCAGUGAUCCAUCAGAUACUGUGCAGCCUUGGAGGAUCUGGAAAAAAAAGGUUGAAUUUCGAGUGAAAGCACAGAAAUACAGGGGAGUUAACCAGAACCAGCCCCCGAGGUUCCUGGUGCCACUUAGGUCCCACGUGGUGGUGACAGGCAGUGAGUGCCACAUGAGCUGCGCCGUUGGAGGCCAUCCCUCCCCAAAAAUCACAUGGUACAAGGACAGCAGAGACCUCUCCAGAGAUCCCAACUACUUCUGCACCAACGACUUCGGAGUGUGCUCCCUAGUGGUGCUGGGGGUCACCAAGCAGGAUGAGGGGGAGUACAUGGUGGAGGCCAGCAAUGAAGUGGGUCGUGCCUACAGCAAAGCCUUCCUCGCCAUCAAAGACUCCUCCCUGUAGCGUGGCCCUGCUGAGAACAUCCCUCCAUGGCUCCGAGGAUGAGAAGGUUUUGGUGAGGACUCAUCCAUAUGAAGGCUGUGCAAUUAUUGUCAGAUGUUCUUCACAGUCUGAGGGCGUUAUUUUUCAGAUUCAGUAAUUACACUUUGGACAUAGUGCUGCAUUGUCAUCAAUACCGGGGGGAAAAGCUUUAAAAGCACUGUAUUUUUUUUUUUAAUGAUCAGGCUUUCCAUGAGACCUUUAAAACACAGCUUAGAAGCUUCAGGAACACAGAAGACGAGAGGAAAAAUUACUGGCCAAAAUGAAAUUUUCUGUGGAGAACACACUUGGGAGAGACCAUCCUGCCACACCACUCAUCUAAAACAAGGACAUUUCUGGACAUCAUGGAUCUCUGGUCCUUUCACCAUGCUUUUUCAAGCCAAAACAAUCACUUUGGAUUCCAUGUGAUUCUCUGCAGGUUUCUCAAAUCUGGCAGAAGCAGUUCCACAUGUGUUCUACUACCAGUAGCAGUUAAGUAGAUUAUCUUCCCUAACCCCCAAGUUAAAAAGAGCAGCUGCUUGUUCAUUUUGUCUGGGCAGGAGAUGAAAUCUCAGACCAGCCUGGCAUGGGGCAGGUGAAACUCCCAGUGCAAAUGCACUGGUGGGAAGGGCUGGAAGUCUACAGGCAGUGU
Molecule: messenger RNA, 6872 nt
Organism: Sturnus vulgaris (Common starling)
Lineage: Eukaryota; Metazoa; Chordata; Aves; Passeriformes; Sturnidae
Source: RefSeq, a predicted model, not a curated record